UCGUUACCUGAUCAAAACAUCUCGUUUGACAAGGAAAACGUAAAGAAAUCCAACAAAACCGGCUUAAAACAAUGAAAUUUUAAAAAAUAAUAAUGAUAAAACUAUUAUCAUUUCUUCUGCUUGUGGCCGCGGUUCAAAGUGACGAUCUAGAUAAGUUGCUUGAAGAGAUUUUCGAUCCUACAUCUACGACGGAUACAAAGUCAGCCCAAAAUCAAUCAGAGACGACUUAUAUUGAAAACGCACCAUGCAAGUUGAGUGAUGGUCGUGAAGGAAGAUGUGUACCAUACUACCGAUGCUCUUCUACUGGUAAUGGUGACUUAGACGGAAAUCUUUGCAGUUACUACAUUGAUGUAUGCUGCCCUGAAGACAAGACGAUACCUAAACCUGCGAAACGUGAAACACAGCAAGAAGGUUGCGGCUGGUCUAGUCCUAUUGGCGUUGAUCUGCCAACGCAAGGAGUAGCACAGUUUGGAGAAUUCCCUUGGAGGGUCGUUUUUCUCAAGAUCGAGUCAUUAAACAAUGAGGACCCUGAGAGCCCGAAAAUCAGUGUAUAUGCUGGAACAGGCACCUUAAUACACCCAAGCAUUGUUCUUGUUGCUGCUCAUCUAAUACUCACUGGUAAAACUUGGAGGAUUAGGGCAGGAGAAUGGGAUACACAGUCAGCCAAAGAGACCUAUCCAUUUCAAGAGAGAGAUGUAGCAUCAUUUGAGACUCAUCCAAACUAUGACAAAGAUCGGAAGCUCAACGAUAUUGCGCUUGUAUUCUUAGCUAAACCUUUUGACCUAGCUCCUAACGUUCAAGUAGCUUGUCUACCACCAAAGAAUUUUCAUCAAAAAGAUGGUUCACGCUGUUUCGGUACUGGAUGGGGCAAAGAACUAAAUAACGGUUUUAGAAGAUAUACAACCCUUCCGAAGAAGGUUGAGUUACCAGUAAUAGGACAUGACAAAUGUAAAGAGAGGCUGGGAAGUAUGUCUGAAUUGGAUUCUUCCUUCAUGUGUGCUGGAGAAAACGGGACUGAAUCCUGUUCGAAUCAUGGAAUUUCAGGUCUCUCUUGCCCAUUUGAGUUGCAGACAAACCGGUACGUUGAAGUAGGUAUAACAGCGAAAGGAGAUGGUUGUGAUGAAGAAAGUACUCCAGUAGUGUUUGUGAAUGUUUCUGCGGUGAGAGAAUGGAUCGAUGAUAAAGUAUCAGCUAAAGGUUAUGACUCCAAGACCUAUACUUAUUAAAUCUGAUUAAACAGUAUGGUGUUCAAAUUACAGUAGCUUUAUCUAUAAUGUGGCUUAUCGUUUAUUUUGUCAAUAAAUGUAAGAUCAUUAAUAAAGUCAAUAGGUAUA
Molecule: messenger RNA, 1334 nt
Organism: Helicoverpa zea (corn earworm)
Lineage: Eukaryota; Metazoa; Arthropoda; Insecta; Lepidoptera; Noctuidae
Product: phenoloxidase-activating factor 2-like
Exons: 1
Coding region: 93-1226 (377 amino acids)
Biological process (GO): proteolysis
Molecular function (GO): serine-type endopeptidase activity
Source: RefSeq, a predicted model, not a curated record